Pseudocercospora fijiensis CIRAD86 is the source of this 648-nucleotide messenger RNA. RefSeq lists its product as uncharacterized. The record is from RefSeq and is a predicted model, not a curated record. Lineage: Eukaryota; Fungi; Ascomycota; Dothideomycetes; Mycosphaerellales; Mycosphaerellaceae. The transcript is spliced from 6 exons. The coding region runs from base 1 to 648 and encodes 215 amino acids.
AUGCGCCGCACCGCCACCGAUGCCCUCCUGGUGGGGCGUCGGGCGUUGCUCGAGCGCUGCUCAAUCUGCUGUAUUGGCGCUUGGCGCUGGGGCGACGACGACGAGGACUGGGACUGGCCCAUGGUCCAGAGGUGCGCUCCGCCUGGGACUUUGAUGAGAGAGAGUGCCAACUGCGCGUCAGCUGUGCCAGCUUCGGUCACUGCAUGCCUCCUUCCGCCGUGGGGUGCGGCUGAUGUUGCCGCCGACAGAGCGAGAAACGGGGUGGGCGGAGGCGAUGCGAGGCGAUGCGAUGCGAUGAGCGGUGUUGGGAGAGCGGAUGUGAGAUGGCGGUGGAGUCAGAAUUGCGCGUUCAGCAUGCGGCCAGGUAGCGGCGUGGAGCAGGGAUCUACAUUUUUAGCGCCCGCCCACGCCGACGCCUAUGAUAAUAAUAAUAACAGCUACGCCCACGAGCACUUCCGCGUCGCCUGGGGACUCUGCGUCCUGCAGCGAACGGAGCCAGGCCAAACCAGCCCUUUCUCUUCCCCAUCUCAGGUCUGCGACAACCCAGCAGUAUCGUAUCGCCGUCGCUCCACGGCCCACGGCGACGACGGCCCACCGCCACUCCAAUUUCUAGAGGCCCAUGGCCCAUGGCCCAUAGCCUACCUAUAG